CCUCAUAUAUUUAAUUAAUUUUAUAUGAUUCGUUGAUUUUCACCAAACAAACAAAAAAAAUUAUUAAUAUAUGAACCAGUUUUAAGAGUUUUCCUUGAUAUAAUCUCUAUCACUUGGUCAAAAGCUUUACCUCAGUUUCUCUUCUUUUUCCUAUUUCAAUCAAUUUUCAGCAAAGGUGUCCUACAAGAUUCAACUAGAUUUCAUCGACUGAAAUUUUAUGUGAGCUGAUUGAGUAGAAGUGAAACUAUGUCGUUGAUUAUAUCGUCGGAGUUGGCUGAUGCGUCGUACAGGAAUGCCAAACUGUACUCGUUAAAGGGAACAGAUGUUGCACCUGGUUUGUCCUCCCAUAAUUUCGUUCCUGAUAAGCACAGAAGCAUGUACAUGAAUGAGUCUUACUCGAGUGAGAGUUAUGAAAAGUACUUCCUUGAUUCACCUACGGAAGAACUGAUAGAACCGUCGAGUUCUGGUGUAUCGGGAAAUUCAAUUCAUGCUGAUUGUGAUUCUUACCAGAUCAGAGCUAGUUCUGGAACUUCUGUGGUCACUGAUAACCCGUUUGAUACUUAUGUUUCAUCGACAAGGCUUCAUGAUGCCUAUCAGUCGAACUUUGAAUCAGAUUUAUUGGAAAACGAGAGCCCGGAUUGCUUUGAGUUUGAUGGUGAAAUGCGAUUGAAGCUGCAAGAAUUGGAGAGAGCGUUGCUUAGUGACAAUAAUGAUGAUGACGACGAUGAUGACGAAAACAUGUUUAGAACUGUACAAAGCAUGGACAUUGAUCCCGACUUUGCUGAGUGUGCCAAUCUCGUUCAGAACAUGUCACAUCAUGACUCGCCAAAGGAAUCCUUGUCAUCAGAUUCGAAUCUUAGUACCAGCAGUUGCACCAAAGAAAUAUCACAAAUCUCUCCCCGGACGCCGAAGCAAUUACUUUAUGAAUGUGCUUGUGCACUUUCAGAAGGAAAUGAAGGAAAAGCCUCGGCUAUGAUAGAUGAUCUAAGGCAGAUGGUUUCGAUUAAUGGAGAUCCUUCAGAAAGAAUUGCGGCCUACAUGGUUGAAGGGCUUGCGGCUCGUUUGGCUUCGUCUGGAAAAUGCAUUUAUAAAGCUUUGAAAUGCAAGGAACCUCCUUCUUCCGACCGUCUAGCAUCAAUGCAGAUCCUAUUCGAGGUGUGCCCGUGUUUUAAAUUUGGAUUUAUCGCAGCAAAUGGUGCUAUUGCUGAGGCUAUUAAAGAUGAUAAGAAGGUUCACAUAAUAGAUUUCGACAUCAACCAAGGAAGCCAAUAUAUAACCCUAAUACAAACACUUGCUUCUAGGCCAGGUAAGCCGCCUUUUGUGAGAUUGACCGGUGUUGACGAUCCUGAAUCCGUGCAACGAUCUGUUGGAGGCCUAAGUAUCAUAGGACAAAGGCUUGAAAAGCUUGCAGAAGUACUCGGAUUGCCAUUUGAGUUUCGAGCCGUAGCAUCAAGUUCUUCAAUUGUUACUCCAUCAAUGCUGAACUGUCGGCCCGGGGAAGCAAUCGUGGUGAACUUUGCGUUCCAGCUUCAUCACAUGCGCGACGAAAGUGUAUCAACAGUAAACGAACGAGACCAGCUUCUUCGCAUGGUCAAGAGCCUCAAACCAAAACUUGUAACCGUCGUGGAACAAGACGUGAACACAAACACUUCCCCGUUUCUCCCUAGAUUCGUCGAAGCCUACAAUUACUACUCUGCUGUGUUUGAGUCACUCGACGCCACUCUUCCAAGAGAGAGCCAAGAUAGGGUGAAUGUUGAAAGGCAAUGCUUGGCAAGGGACAUUGUCAACAUCAUCGCGUGCGAGGGCGAAGAGAGAAUAGAACGAUACGAAGUUGCUGGAAAAUGGAGAGCGAGAAUGAGAAUGGCUGGCUUCACUUCAUCACCAAUGAGUACAAAUGUGGAAGAAGCAAUUCGGGAACUCAUUAGGCAGUACUGUGACAAGUACAAGAUAAAAGAGGAAAUGGGAGCACUUCAUUUUGGGUGGGAGGACAAAAACUUGAUUGUUGCUUCAGCAUGGAAGUGAACAUGAAAAUAGACAUUUGAAUCCUUUAACGUGUGAGCCGAUGUCACUAUAAUCCGUAAAUUUUCAAAAUUAGAAAAACACACUCGAAUGUGUCUUUCGUUAGGCCGUUUGGUCUCUCGGAUGUGUCUUCUGUUGUUAAUUAGUUUGAUUCUCUGAUGUGUCUUUCGUUAGUCAAUUUAGUUCAUAAAAUUACUGACAAAAUACAUACUUAGUGACAUGGCUUCACAUUUAGGGAUUAAAUGAUUGUUUACUCAUUUUUGUUAUAGGUUGCUUGUUUAGUCUAUGUAUGUGUUUAGUUUGUGGUCCAUGAGACAUUGUAGUAUAUUACAACAUAAAACAGUUAUGCUUAGGUUUGUAAUUAAAUUGUUGUUUGCUUGUUA
This is a messenger RNA of Lathyrus oleraceus (garden pea), 2402 nucleotides long. RefSeq names its product scarecrow-like protein 1. The transcript is spliced from 3 exons. The coding region runs from base 247 to 2022 and encodes 591 amino acids. The record is from RefSeq and is a predicted model, not a curated record. NCBI's taxonomy places the organism in Eukaryota, Viridiplantae, Streptophyta, Magnoliopsida, Fabales, Fabaceae.